GUUAACGCGUUGAAGAGGUGGUCACAACUGAAUUGACUAGAAACUCCCCAAGCACUACCAUGUCUGCCAUCUCCCCUGUCGAAAGCGAAGAGCACUAUGCUGAGCUCACCGGCGCCGACAAGAUCACCGUCGUGCUCUUCUCCGCGCCAUGGUGUGGUCAAUGCAAGCUCAUCACGCCCAAGCUCAACAAGCUCGCCAAAGAGGCGUCCGACAAAGUCGCGUAUGUCAAGGUCGACACCACCGUCCUGGAAGACUUGGCCGUCGACUUGGGUGUGUCCGCCCUGCCUUCCGUGAAGAUCUACAGCAAGGGCCAAGUGAUUGGCGAGUACGUGGGCUCCAAGUGGGAAAAGAUUGAAGAAUUGGUUCAGGCCAAGACCUCGUAAUCGCCCUAACGUUAAUAUAAUACCCCCCCCCCAUAAAUCAAUCAAUUCCAUUUCUUGA
Molecule: messenger RNA, 441 nt
Organism: Aphanomyces astaci
Lineage: Eukaryota; Oomycota; Saprolegniomycetes; Saprolegniales; Verrucalvaceae
Exons: 2
Coding region: 60-383 (107 amino acids)
Molecular function (GO): protein-disulfide reductase activity
Source: RefSeq, a predicted model, not a curated record